GCCACAAACGAUAGAAGAUACUAUUAAACAUGAGGCUCAAGCUAUGGCUCCUCCUAAGUUUAGGUCCUCGGUUGUAACCGUUGGAACAAGCCAUUGUGGGAGCAACCAGUCUACAAAUGAUCAUCAGGUGACACAUCCUCAGUUUCCUAUGAGUGAUAGAAGCAAGAACGUCGAACAAAGACUUGACACUUCGUCUGGUGGCUCGUCCGGUUGCAGCAAAGAAAAUGAGAGUGGAAGAAGCGUAACCAUUAGCCGUAAAAGAAAACAUGUAAUGGACACUGAUCAAGAAUCUGUGUCUCAAUCUGAUGUUCGUCUUAUGUCAACCGAUGAUCAAAUUAUGGGUAACAACAAAUCCAGCCAACGGUCAGGAUCUACCAGAAGAAGUCGUGCAGCUGAAGUUCAUAAUCUCUCAGAAAGGAAGAGGAGAGAUCGGAUCAAUGAGAGAAUGAAAGCUCUUCAAGAACUUAUACCUCAUUGCAAUAGAACUGAUAAAGCGUCGAUUUUGGAUGAAGCCAUAGACUACUUGAAAUCACUUCAAAUGCAACUCCAAGUGAUGUGCAUGGGAAGGGGAAUGGCAGCAGCAGCAGCGACUCCGAUGAUGUUUCCAGGUGUACAAUCAUCUCAGUACAUUAAUCAAAUGGCUAUGCAGAGUCAGAUGCAACAGCCACAAUUUCCGGUUAUGAACCGGUCUGUUGCACAGAGUCAUCCCUGUUUAGCAUGUCAAAACCCGGUUAUGCAGCUGCAGAUGUAAGCACAGAACCAUAUCUUAUCUGAGCAGCUUUCGAGGUACAGGGGUGGCUUUCCACCGAUGCCCGCGACUACUCAGGUGCAACAACAACCUAUGGAAGAAACUCAAAUCAUUAAAAAAUGAUACUGGCUCCUAAGAUUGUAUCAUUUAGUUACUUGCCUGAUGUUAGAAACUACUGAAACAGCUCUUUUGUUUUUGUUUUUUCAGAUUUUGUUGUGUGGUUCUGUGAGUGACCAGGCCGUUUGCUUGUGUUAGCUGAUUCCUCUGUGGCCUCGACUAUCUCCAUACUCGCUGUUCUACUCUUUCUGUUCCUCCGCU
Molecule: messenger RNA, 1066 nt
Organism: Brassica oleracea var. oleracea
Lineage: Eukaryota; Viridiplantae; Streptophyta; Magnoliopsida; Brassicales; Brassicaceae
Product: transcription factor PIF5-like
Exons: 4
Coding region: 44-751 (235 amino acids)
Cellular component (GO): nucleus
Molecular function (GO): protein dimerization activity
Source: RefSeq, a predicted model, not a curated record